Blepharisma stoltei is the source of this 1241-nucleotide messenger RNA. The record is from the annotation of a GenBank genome assembly. NCBI's taxonomy places the organism in Eukaryota, Ciliophora, Heterotrichea, Heterotrichida, Blepharismidae.
AUGGCACAAGAAAGUAGAUUUGCUAGCUCGAAGAAGACUCCAAAUCAAAGGGAAGGCGAGCUUCCAACUCGCUUGCAGUCCAUUCUCACUCCAAAAUCAGAACUUUUAUCCCCAAAAAAGCGAUUUAAUCCUGUCAUUCCUCCCGCAAGAGCUCCUAAACUAGUUCUCCGACGCAAAUCCUCAGAGCUCGCAUCUUCAGAACGAGCUGCAAGCGAAGCUGUGCAUGAACUGCAGCAGUCUUUAUCAAGUACUUAUCUUGCAGGCAAACAAGAAAGAGACCCUCAAUCAAUGUUUCCAAAAACUAAAAAGUCAAGACCCCCUGCAAAGGUCGCAUUCUCACUAACUCAGCCUGAGGCCAAGCCAAAAAAAGAAACCAUUGAACAGGCACAAAAGAAAGAGCUGGAAGAAAAUACAUGGAUCACUGAUGCAGACUCAGACCAAUACACACCUUUGACACUGCCUUUUCUUUGAGUUUAACUUAAAUUAUAUAUAGAUUAUUUAGGCUAGCCAUAUUGGCUUCGAGUCCCUUGUUUCGCUCCACCGCCUUCAUGCGAGCACGACCCUUCGCUGCUUCGCUCCGAUCAGACGAGGUCUCGUACUCAACCUAGAGGUAAAGAAGCUGGGUCGCCAACAAGAUUAUCUUUGCCGGAAAUUCAAAAAGCGAAUUUUCUGGUCAGGUUAUUGACCAAGAUGAAACUUGAAGUCCAUGGUGCAGCUCCUGGUUUCGCGCUAGGAAAAUGCCAGAUUGACUAAGCGAAUGCCCUCUCGCCUUUGCUGGGCUAUCCUUUUCCAACUUCCCAAAUUUCAUCCUCCCAGCAGGUAUGCUUGCUGAACGCCGCUCUCACUUCCACAGUCCCAAACUCUAUCUUGGCUGCAGGUGCUAACUGGACAGAUGGUUCUCCAUACCAUUUUUAUUUGAGCCUCUCUUUGAAUCAGAAAUGAAUCGGAGCGAAGAAAUAUUGGACGAAAAUAGAAAAGUGAAAGAAAACCAAUUAAUUUUUGUACAAAUGCCUCAAGCUUUACCAAUAAAGAGUAGUGAUGGGAAUUUGCAUGGGAAAAUAGGAAAAUUAAAAGUAUUUAAGAGUGGGAAAAUGGUACUAAAUAUUGGUGACCAGCUUUUUGAGGUAAUGCCUGGAGUUCAGACAAGUUUUUAUCAAGAAGUUGGCUGCCAGUCUGAUGAUAAGUUGAAACUAUUAGGGCCAGUUAACUCACAGCUUAUUGUGGCACCUAAGCUAUUUUAA